AUGAAGAGGCUCUCGGUCUUCAACCUAAUCUGGUCCCUUUCCGGGGUGGCCUCCGCGGCAGUCUGUAACAACAACUGCGGCCGUCAAGUUGCAGGCACAGCCAAAAAGGAACCCUCGAUCGCUUUCAGGUCGUCGCAAUGCGGAGCCUUCGUGACUACCUAUGUCACAGUGGCGGCUGGACCUAUUGCUACACCUUCACUUCCGCCCACUGUCAAGGGAAGAAACGUCCACGCCCCACGUCAAGAAUCCGCGGUGCCAACCAUAACCGGCAUCAAGCCUGCCUACGCCAGCGCCUGUCCCGAUGUGACCGCCUAUUGGUCAGCUUGCCAGUGUUUCGACGGCAUCAAGGCUACAACCAUCACGGUCACGGCACCUACGAGUGUUACUCCCACCAGCCUCACCUCCGCCACCGCUUCCGCUUCAGCCUCCUGCAUAGCCGGAGCGGAGUUCGCCCUCCACGUCCUCGACGAAAAGUCAAGCUUGUGCCGGAACGUGCUGCAAAAGGAGUAUCCAUAUGUUGAAGCAGAAGAAUACAACCUCAAAAAGUUCGUACAAGGCCGCGUCCCGGUCGGAACCGGCCUCGCUCAGUCCCCCAGAUACUCUCAACAAGACGACACCCAGCCCAUCAACUACAACGGAGUCAAAGGUCCUGCGGGCUCGAACUUCAGAUGCAACAUCGUUGUUCACCGCGGCUACAUCAAAGCCUCCUACCCUGGCUCCUACGAGCUCUACAUCAACGAACCCGAGGAUGUCAUGUUUGUGUGGGUCGGCGACAAGGCCAAGUCCGGGUUCAACGCCGGAAACGCCGACAUCAGGGCGCAAGAGGGUCGUAAUACGUUUCCAUACAGCACUUUUAUCUACUUUGAGACGGUCGAGGAGUACAUCCCCUUCCGCAUCUUCUGGGCCAACGGCAAGGGCCCCGGGAGUUUCAGUGUCGGCCUCUAUCCCGAUUAUGUUCUCAUCAUCGACCUGCCAGAGGGCGUUGUUGUCGAUAAUCCUGUGUUGUACUCGAACUGUUCGGGAGAUGCAAGCCCUGCUCCUGCGUGGCCUGCCUGGCAAAACGAGAUCUGGGGGUGA
This is a messenger RNA of Colletotrichum karsti, 1077 nucleotides long. RefSeq lists its product as uncharacterized. The coding region runs from base 1 to 1077 and encodes 358 amino acids. NCBI's taxonomy places the organism in Eukaryota, Fungi, Ascomycota, Sordariomycetes, Glomerellales, Glomerellaceae. The transcript is spliced from 2 exons. The record is from RefSeq and is a predicted model, not a curated record.